GUUUCAGUGAGGACUGUGGGAAAGGAGCGUGCCAUCGGAGGCAGAAGAGGAAUGUCUGUCUGUCUGUGUCCAUGUCUCUGCUCUGUUCCCGGCUUCAUUCCUACAAAAAGCGUCAAUGUCCCGCCUGGUGUUCUACCUCUGGAUUUAAGUCAGCUGGAUUACCGCUUGGACUCUCAGCUCAUUAUUCCAUGCUGCCUCAUUUAAAUGGGAGGCAAAGUUGGACUUGCGAGGACUGCACAUAUGGUGACAAACAGUUUGAUUUUUUUCGCGCUUUUAAGAGAUUCCUAGCAUUCAAAAUGAUUUCACUUUCUUUCAGUAUAAGUGUUUUUAUAUGUAAAGUAUUUUGAGCUUGGUGUUGUCUAGUCAAAGUAGUUAUUUUCGCAAUAUAAUAUUUUGAACUUGGCUGUUGAGGUGCAUUUUAAUGGGAAAGAUGAGUGGGGAAGAGGGGUAGAAAUAUGUCUCUAUCUUCACCUUUUCAAAAGUCAGUCACUCUAACCUUGGUCUUUCUGUUAUUGGUAAAACGGAAAAUGUGACUGUGGCACUAUUUCAUGUGCUCUGUUAGUGUCAAAGUUGAUUUUUUUCAUCAGUGGAGGCUUUACAUUGGACUGCAGGUGAACUUGCAUCUCUUCCAGUUCUUUCUCUCCAAGGGAGCCCUCAAACUAAACUCUUCCCUGUUAACCCACUUAGACGCCUGAUCUCCCCUGUGGGGGCUUCUCUUAACCGCCCGUCCUACUCUAGUUUUUUGAGGAACGCAAAAAGACAAACCAGAAAAGGGGGGUACUGCAAAGAAAGACACCCCCCUCCUAAAGGUGAGAGGGGGGGGGGAAGAUGGCAGCUCUCGCCAGCUCUCUCAUUAGACAGAAACGGGCGGUCAAGGAGGAACAAGGCAACCGACCGGUAGCCAGCAAGCGCAAGCCCUGUCCUAAGAGCAACAAGUCCUUGUGCCAGAAACAGAUCCUGGUCCUGAUCUCCAAAGUACGACUAUGCGGGGGUCGAAAAAGUCGAAACGAGAAAAGACCGGAGCCACAGCUGAAAGGCAUCGUUACUCGGUUAUACAGCCAACAUGGAUACUACCUGCAGAUGCAGCCUGACGGCACCAUGGACAGCACAAGAGAUGAAAGCAGCUCAUUUUCACAGUUCAAUUUAAUACCGGUGGGACUGCGUAUUGUGGCAAUCCAGGGGGCUAAAACGGGAUUAUACCUUGCCAUGAAUAGUGAAGGAUACCUCUAUACCUCGGAGCACUUCACCCCGGAGUGUAAGUUCAAGGAGAGCGUGUUUGAGAACUACUACGUUACAUACUCCUCCAUGCUCUAUCGCCAGACCCAGUCUGGUCGCUCCUGGUAUAUCGGUAUCAACCGCGACGGCCAGGUCAUGAAGGGCAACCGGGUAAAAAAGACCAAAGGAGCUGCACACUUCCUGCCUAAAGUUAUAGAGGCUUCUAUCUUUGUCACACAGUUGCAAUGUAUAAGGAGCCGUCGCUACACGAGCUCGCCGCUGAACCGGUGAGUCCUCCUCGGAAGACAGUGAAGACGUCAGAUUCGCCGUCCCUGAAGAAUGGACGGAAAGAAGCUCCCAAGGCUGAUGCAUCAUAGCACAGGAGACCGAGGGCGGGACAAAGGGGCAGCAGUGACACUGGGAACACAGUCGCCCAUUAUGCACUGAGGGUGGCUGUGGGAACGGCCUCACCGGCCACCAUAUUCCAGAAGUGCACUACAUGGUGCUGAGUGAUAAAAGGUCAGCACUCCAUCCAGUAGCCAAGAAGGCCUGAGAGAAAAGUCGUCCCGUCCCUGUCCCCGCAGAAAGGGAGCCCAGGGCUCCUGAGCCAGAACUACCACCCCCCUCCCCACUGUUUGUCUCAUAGUGACUUCCUAAUGCACAAUCUCCUUCAUUUCUCUAUCCUGCUCAAGCUUCUUUGUCCCAAUAUCUUUUUCUCACAUGCCUACCAACCGUCUGCUCUAUUGUACAGUAUAUUCACCACUCACGCAAUUCCAGCGCUGACUCGGCAUCCCAAUUCCCACCCAUGGGCCCCCUCUUGAGCCCUAAAGUUGGUGACAGCGAGGCUCAGCCAGCUUUCCACUCACCAUCUGCCGACCAGCUAUGCUAAUCACAGAGGGCAACAAAAGCUCAAAGUGGGAUGAAACAGCUCAGAGAGGAAAGAUAUCCGCAGGGAUCCUGGAUCGGCUCAGGUCAUCUGAGCGAGAUGAGUGAGUGUGAAAGUGUGUGGACAAAAUAACAGCUGCAUUUAAAAAGGGAGUUUAUGGCAUUAAAACAUUUUGGUUUUUGUUUUUCUUGCUUGAAUAUUUCAACCAAUCCGGGGAUAAAAAUGGCAAUUCAUGCCAGCCCAGAUGGAAAUGGGCCGUGGCACAAACAAUCGGGCUGCAGAUGAUGAUUAAUAUGAGAGCAAUGCUCAAAACAUACGAUCAAAAUGAUUGCAAAGCGAGGAUGAUGAUGGUGAUGAUGAUAAUUUUCAAAAUGAAUGGUGAUGCUCAUGGUACUGACAAGAUCAGGAUUUCAGAAUGCAUGUGCAUAAAGCUUAAAAGAGAGGCCCUGAUUGAAUAAGUGUCAUUUAAAAAAAUAAAAAAUAAAGUCCCUAUUCUUCCUGGGAAAGGUGAGCCAUAAAAUAGAAUAGUAACCAUAGUUUUACUCCGGACUCUUAAACACCUGAGCAAUAUUUGUACAAAUAAGCCAGAAAACCAUUCUGAGUGAAGAAAAAAAGAAAACAAGUGUGUGCGUGUCGUGUGUGUGUGAGAGAGAGAGAGAAUGAAUUUUCAGCCUCCCUUCACUACCAGGUGAUCAUGUGUUAUUAUUGCACUAUCGAUGGUGGAUCUGAACUCAUUCACCUGAAAAAAGAAACCAUAGUGUUUACUUCACUCAGCAUCUGCUGUCAACAUAAAGCCAGGUUUGAAGCCGAACAUCAAAGCCGGUGGAGCCUCUGAGCUGGAGCACUUGUUAUUCUGACAAUGUCUGGCAGCUUAUCCACUCACUCGCUUUAUCAAAUCACCUUGGAAAGAAUCGCCCUCAAAAAUGUAGUGUGUCUGGGUGAAUGUCUCGGUGUGAUUGCGUUUUAACCCCGGUGUGUGGAUGUCUUCUACAGUGUGGACGCACUGUGUGUGAAUGAAUGCCAGUACAGAGGAUAGAUGGAAAUACUUUGAGUAAACUCAACCAUGUCAUUCAGACAGGGCACGACAUUGUGUCUUUGAUGUGUCUGCGUCUGUGAACAGGUGAUACUUGGGGGAACAUUCUUGUUUUGUAACAUUUUCACUGACAAGUAGUAUACAUUUUAAAACAACAGGAAGGGGGAUAUCUGGGCAAUCUGGAAAUGUCCCCACAAUUUCAGUCAAAGGGAAUUUAUAUGUAUACACCAACAAAUACAGACAGCAGUAAGUCAGGACGAGCAACGCUGGGAGAUGUGGAAGCCACAAGCCUGUAAAGAAAAUGCUCAAUAUAUGGUGGCUAACAACCACAGAUAAUCUCGAGGAGGUUCAAAACAUUGGGAUGGUGUCUAAUUUUAAUGGUAACAUAAUGUGAAGCGGGGGUACAGAAUGUGAAACUGAGGCUUUAAGAAUGUGCUGAAUUGAGGGUGAGAGUAAGUCUGAAAUAGUGUGUUGAAUUGUAAAGGGGUCAGUCCAUGGAGGCAGUUAUUUAGAAAGAGUGAAGGAUUAGCAGGUGUAUUCUUGAGAAAUGUUGAUAAGGAAUUUCUGUGGUAAAGUAAGCAAGAUUCUUGGCAGGGUUUUAUGGGGCAUGUGGAUAUGAUAAUGAAUGUAAGACAAAGUGCCAUGUAAGGCAAUGUGCGCUAUUUAUGACGGGAGGUCUAUGGAGGAAAUUAGUUGGAGAGCUUUGCAUAUUUUUCAAUAAGUCUUUAAUUUUCUGGGCUUUUCCACGGGGAAAUUCAUUCUGUUCAAAUUUGGGUAUUUUGUCCUUGUUAUUUUGGCCGAUUUUGCAUUGCAGUCCUACAAAUCUCUAUUUUUGACAAGCCAAUGUUCCCACUCCCUGGGGAAUUUGGUAUAGUCUAGGAUGGUUUCCCACUGUGCAUUACUAACUACUGUAUGAUGUUAAAGUGUAUGCACAGCCGGCAGUGUCCAGUGUUAUAGGCCUUUCCUAGCUGUCAGUGUUCAUACAGUUUUCAACAUUUGUGGAUUCCAUCUGGCAGCUUCUUAAUGCCAGUUCACAUUUCAAAGUUCUAAAACCGUUCUGUGAAAAAGGAAAGUGUUGGGAGGUUCAAAGCAGUGACUGAGUGACAGCAAGGGAGUCUUCCAAUUAAAAAAAAUUUGAAUUGUCUUUCUGUUACAGUAGGGCUGCAACUCAUAAUUUCAGUAUCAAUCUGCUGAUAGUUCUUUUGGUAAUUUUUUCAACAAAUGGUGAGAAAUGCCUUUUCGUUUCUCUCAUCACAGAUGGACAUCUUCAAAUGUUUUAUUUUGUCCGCCUGGGGGUCAAAAGCCCAUAGAUAUCAAGUUUAGGAUGUUAAAAAACAGAAAACUGUCAAAUCAUCCCAUUCCUCAAGCUACAAAUGGCAAUUUUGUGCUGCAUUUGUGCUUGAAAGAUGACAAAAACAAUUAACAGAUUAUCAAAAUUGUUGGCAAUUAACUUUGUAUCUACUGACUUAUCGACUAAUUGUUGCAACUCUACUUUCUGGUGCAUCAAAGCAGAUAGAAAGUAAGGUAACUGGUAGAAUUAAGCUUCUGCAUGAUUUCAAUGUUCCUUUGUCAUCUUAUGGUGUUUAAAAUCAAAGCGAUCCAAAUCCUCCAUAGAUUUCUUUUCCAAAAAACAACCAGUCCCUAACAUCGACAUACUAAAGAAUGCAACAGGAAGUUGUUUGACUGUGAUACUGCAAGUAGAAAGACAGGAACAGAGAAUGUUAAGUAGUCCAAUGUUGAAUCUGAAGUAUUAGAACGCAAUAGAAUGUAAGACAGAACAGUAAGUUUUUACGCUGAAUGUGAAGUAAAGGAUGUUAAGAGGUUCAGAGACAAGAAAGUGCAAUGAAGGCAACACAAAGUAGGAUUUUGGUCAUGGAGCUGUUCAGUGAAACUAAUUCUGCUCUGGAAUGUAAAAGUUAUAGGAGAAAAAGGUCACGAGAUUGAUAGAAAAAGCAAGCCAUAGAAUAGCAGAGGUAUUAAGAGGAUCUUUGACAUUGUAGUUAUAAGUCAGAAAGUGUUAUGUGGGUUAAGUGUAAUAAGUGUAUCUUGAAAGGCUAACAACGAGGCGUUAACAUGGAA
Etheostoma cragini (Arkansas darter) is the source of this 5213-nucleotide messenger RNA. It is a transcript of the gene fgf11b, whose product is annotated as fibroblast growth factor 11b. The transcript has 5 exons. Gene Ontology annotation, molecular function: fibroblast growth factor receptor binding; growth factor activity. The record is from RefSeq and is a predicted model, not a curated record. The coding region runs from base 829 to 1506 and encodes 225 amino acids. Gene Ontology annotation, cellular component: cytoplasm. NCBI's taxonomy places the organism in Eukaryota, Metazoa, Chordata, Actinopteri, Perciformes, Percidae. Gene Ontology annotation, biological process: positive regulation of gene expression; regulation of cell migration; cell differentiation.